AUGGCGCCGCCGUCGUCGCAGCAGGGGUUUCGCCUCGCGCCUCUCCGCGCGCUCCUGCUCGCCCUGCCGGCCCUGUCGCUCCUCCUCCUCCUCACGCUCCACCUCCCGGCGCGCCACAGCCCGACCCCUCCUCCUCCCCCAGUCCUCCCCAUAACGCCCCUCCGGGCCACCACCACCACCGCCGCCCAGUGCGUGAAGAAGGUCAACCUCUCCUCGUCGUCGACGCCCUCGCCGACGACGCUGUCGCACGUGGUGUUCGGGAUCGCCUCCACGGGCCGCACGCUGCCCAAGCGCCUCCCGCUCCUCCGCGCCUGGCUCCGCCCGCCCGCGCGCGCCUUCCUCUACCUCGACGCGCUCCCUCGCGCCACCCCGUCCCUCCCGCCGAACCUCCACCUCCGCGUCUCCAGCGACGCCUCCCGCUUCCCCUACACCCACCGCCGGGGCCUGCCCUCCGCGGUCCGCGUCGCGCGCAUCGCCAAGGAGCUCCUCCUCGAGCUCCACCACCAGCAGCAGCACGAGCACCUCCGUCCUCGCUGGCUCGUGCUCGGCGACGACGACACCGUCUUCGUCCUCCCGAACCUCCUCGGCACCCUCGCCAAGUACGACUGGCGCGAGCCGUGGUACCUCGGCGCGCGCUCCGAGUCCGCCACGCAGAACGCCCUGCACGCCUUCGCCAUGGCCUUCGGCGGCGGCGGCAUCGCCAUCAGCUGGCCCCUCGCCGACCGCCUCGCCCGCGUCCUCGACUCAUGCAUCAUCAGGUACCCGCACCUCUACGGAAGCGACGGCAGGAUCUACGCCUGCCUCGCCGAGCUCGGCGUCGAGCUCACCCACGAGCCUGGCUUCCACCAGAUCGAUCUUCGUGGGGAUAUAUCUGGACUUCUAAGAGCACAUCCACUUACUCCUCUAGUGUCACUUCACCACCUUGAUCAUGUCUAUCCUCUCUACCCUGGCAUGGAUCGUUCAAAGGCGGCCGAGCAUUUCUUUAGAGCCGCUAAUGCCGAUCCGGCGAGGAUCCUUCAGCAAACAGUGUGCUAUGACCGUUCAAGAUCACUUACUGCUUCAGUAGCAUGGGGCUACUCGGUUCAGGUUUUCAAAGGCAACGUACCGCUUCUUGACCUCCUUGCUGUGCAGAAAACCUUUGUGCCGUGGAGAAGGGCUCGCAAUGUUACAGUUACAGAUGCUUUUAUGUUCAACACCAAGCAUUAUCCGAGGGACGAGUGCAAAAGGGCUGCUCUCUUCUUCCUGAAAAGUAUUUCUUCGGGCGAAGGCAAGACGAAAAGCAAUUACAGUAGGCAGCUCCCUAGAAAAUGCUUACCAAACUUGAUUCCAUUGGGGAAUCUGCAGCAAAUACAGGUGACAUCAGAGCUACUGCAUCUGGUUCCCGGGAAGGCUUUAAGACGACACUGCUGUGACAUCAUACCUUCUUCAUCUGAAACUGCCAUGGACAUUAACAUCAGGAAAUGCAAAGAUGGUGAAUUGAUCGCGAUGCAUUCAUAGUAAUUCUGGAAUAAUAUUGAAUAUAGUCAGAUGUAGUAAGCUCCUCCUUGUAGCCUUUUGUAGUUCCUGAACACCAACUUACACAGUAUCCCAUUUCAAUUGGGUUUGUUUAGGUAGGUAUAUUUAGAGUUAAAAGCAGCAUAAUGUAAUGUAUGACCUGUCCAAAGCAAUAGUAUUGCACCAUUUACAUA
Molecule: messenger RNA, 1688 nt
Organism: Lolium rigidum
Lineage: Eukaryota; Viridiplantae; Streptophyta; Magnoliopsida; Poales; Poaceae
Exons: 3
Coding region: 1-1497 (498 amino acids)
Molecular function (GO): acetylglucosaminyltransferase activity
Source: RefSeq, a predicted model, not a curated record